Messenger RNA from Spodoptera litura, 4964 nucleotides. RefSeq names its product liprin-beta 1 (gene Liprin-beta). NCBI's taxonomy places the organism in Eukaryota, Metazoa, Arthropoda, Insecta, Lepidoptera, Noctuidae. Gene Ontology annotation, molecular function: protein binding. The record is from RefSeq and is a predicted model, not a curated record. Gene Ontology annotation, biological process: neuromuscular junction development. Gene Ontology annotation, cellular component: presynaptic active zone.
GUUGCCUACAAUUAUUACCUACGCCUUGUUGUGGUGUGUUGUGUGUACAUAAACAAAUAAACAAUAUGCUGUAUAUUUCAACAUUUCGUGUUAAAAUUAACAGAUAAUGCGUUUGUUACUGACAUGUGAUACAAAAUGGGUUUGUUAACAUAUAAACCUUAAUUUUUGUUAAACAAUAAAAGUCGGAUCAAAGCGAGAAGGGUGUUCAGAAUGCAUCAGGCGCAUAUACAGCGAUCUAUUUCCGGGCGCGGGCGUCGGCCCUAUUCGUGUAAGCCUCGUUCAUUUUGAACUAAAACAUGCGCGAGCUCGGCCGCGGGGGCUCACUCGUGGCUGCCACCAUCGCGGUAUUACACAAUCGUACCGUAGUCGAGGAAAAACCUCGAUUGGUCAAAUCACGAUCGACCUCCGCGGAGAUAAGAAAUGUUGCGCGCUCCAUAAGAGAAGAAAAUUUUGGUGAAAUUCGCUCGCGAAGAGUAUCCGGCGGCAGCGAACGUCCACUGUCUACAGCGUCUGAAGCCUCUGAACGUGACUCGGCUUCUGUGCAGUCCAGUGAGGAACCGCCCCCACAGGAUAGCGGUGAUUCAGACAGUCCUGAUGAAGCAACAGUGAAAUGUACUACCUGGACAGAAGGCGCUGUAGCCGCAGCGCGAACUGGAUCAUCUGACACAGAAUCCAGCUCCUCCAGCGCAGAUGACUCUGAUGAACAAGAGUAUGAAACUGGAGGCUGUGAUGCGGAGUACCGGACCCUGACGCCUAGUAGGCGGCUAGAUAAUUCUACUAGACGUGAUGAUGAUUUUACUUGGAUGCCAACCGGAAAUAUGGUGGACGAAGGAGAUGAACGUGUCUCGGAAUCUAGAGUUGAUGAUUAUUCAGCAGCGAGUUUGGAAAGACGUCGACGUACACCGGGCGAUCGGCAAGAUCGUGACCGCAAGUCAAGGUCGUCGUUAACAUCGAAACCGCCUCAACACCCAACAAGUGUACGUGCAUCACCUCGGCCACGACGUUCUCGUAAUGAGGAAACACCUCCAGAAUUGCAAAGGCGAUGGAAUUCCUACGAGCACUUCCGGUGGCCAGAGGGAGGGUGGUGGCCUCCAAUGUGUUGGUGUCACGGACCUCCAGUGCCACCGCCAUGUUAUAUGCACGACAGAGCUUGGCCGUCUAAUCCCUCAUUACCGCCAAUGCCCACACGAAGUUAUAAGAACGAUGCGGAGGAUCGCGUUCGCCGGCUCGAGGCAGACAAAGAAAGUUUGCAUCUUCAGGUGCAAGUGUUAUCAGAACAAAUUGCCGCGCAGACCGAGAAGAUGACUGACCUCGAACGCGCGCUGCAGGAUGCAAGGCAGAGGCUGGACGACGCUGAACAAAGAUUGCAAAAGGAAAUGCUGCAACGUUCGUCUCUCGAGACGCAGAAGUUGGAGUUGUUGUCGAAACUAAGUGAAGUGAGGCUGCGUGCGGCUGAGCGCGGCAUUCUAGAACGUUCGCCGCCGCCGCCUGAGCCGGUGGCCGCACUGCCCAUCGCUAGACCCGCGCCCCCUAGAACGCCACCAGCAAACUACGGUCGUACGAUCGAGCGCAACACGCACAUGUAUUCAUCGUUGCCGCGCUCUUCUGUGGUGACGUCAGAGGCGCGCGUGGCCUUCGGUAAACAGAACAACAUGGUGGUGGCGCGCGGCCGAGGACACUCUGUGCCCAACCUAGCGGAGAAGGAGGAAUCGACUGGUCGUAGUGGCAGCCCUGCCGGCGCGGCGGCAUUGCGCGCUCGUCUAGAAGGCGGGGACGCGCGAUCUUUGCGACCUGCAAGACCUUCUACGCCACGAAUGCGCACGCAUCCCAUGCCCUGGGAAACGAUAAAUGUUCGCGAGUGGGACUGUGAGACUACCUGUGGUUGGCUUGAAAGCCUCGGUUUGGAGGUAUAUGUACCAGCUGCACGGACUUGGUUGGGAGCGACGCCGGACGCGCGAGGACAACUGGCGGCCGCCUCGCAUAAUGCUAUUGAAAAGGAACUCGCCAUCAAACAUCCUUUGCAUAAGAAGAAGAUACUGCUCGGCCUUACUGAUUUACUGGGCGGUCACGGCGACCCGCUGCUGUCGCUGGCGGGGCGCCUGGACACGGCGUGGACGCUGCGCUGGCUGGAGGACGUGGGCGCGUGCGGCGCGCGCGCGGCGGCGGCCGACGCGGCGCUGGACGCGCGCCUGCUGCACCGCCUCACGCACGCAGACCUGCACGCGCACCUCCGCGUCGCGCACGCGCUGCACGCGCUCUCCGUGCGCAGGGGUAUCCAAGUCCUCCGCGACAACAAGUUCGACCCGGACACGAUGAUCCGGCGCGCGGCGGAGGGCGAGACGGUGGGCGCGGAGGGCUCGCCCGAGGCCUGCGUGCCGCCCGAACUACUCGCGCGCUGGUCCUCGCACCGCGUCAUGCAGUGGCUCAAGGAGAUCGACCUCGCUGAGUACGCGCCCAACUUACGUGGCGCAGGUGUUCAUGGAGGCCUCAUGUUAUUGGAGCCGCGGUUUACAGCAGAACUUCUGGCUGCUUUACUAAACAUUCCAGCCAACAAAACGCUACUGCGGCGGCAUCUGACGCAGAGAUUCAACGACCUGCUAGGCCGAGAUGUAAUACAGCAAAAGCGUAACGCGGAACAAACGCUCGGAUAUCAACCUCUUACUGCAACUACCAAAUACAAGGUACCAAAGAAAAGCCAGUUCUCGUUGAAACGUAAGAAGAGUAAGGACGACUUGGACCUCGGCGACCUCGUGUGUCCUCUGCACGAUGACUGCUCAGGUGACAUAACCAACUCACCAACGAUGAAAGUAAGAUCAGCAACAGCGGACGUCGCGUCGGCUGUCUCUCCCCCGCGUGACGAGGCGAGGGCGCAAUAGUACCGUCUUAUACUAACCUAAGUCAAUCUAGGUAUGUCAUUCAUUCAUCAAAUACUAAUCGGAUUACUGAUUACUACAAACAUUAAAGCGAUUGUUAAAAUAUAUGUUAAUGAUGUGAAAAAAACAACAAAAUCACGUCAGCGAAACAUUUACUAAAUUCUAAUAAUGAACUACAAAUUAAUACAAUACAGGCUUCAUAAUCAUGUUACCGUUUCGCUGAGAUUUUACAUCACUGUCUGUAUAAAUAUAACAUUGUUGUUGGAUGUUAGGCUCGCGAAUAAUAACUACGAAGUCCUUUAUAGUAAAGGUCAUAUAAAAAAUAUUUUAUACGUAAGCCUAUUCAAAUUUCCGAAAUGAAUCAUCAGACCCAAAACUCUAAAAUAAAAUAGAAAAUUAGUAAUAAUAUAAUUAUACUAUGUCAAGAUAUUGUUAAUGAAGAUUCCCUCUAUUUUUGUUGGAGAUCGUAAGAUCUACUAUUCUAUCGCAUUUUUUUCAAUGGACCACAGAUAAAUAAAGUCUUAAAGUGCUUAGAUUUCGUUUAAUAUUGUGUAAAUUAAAUAAACUUUAGUUAAUUGAUGUGGAAAAGUAAAAUUUUGUGAAAAAAGUAUUAAAACCGAGGUCUUCGUCUAAUUUCGACAGUGUGUUGGUGCUAAAUUAUGUAUUUUGGCGUUCAGCCCUAAAAAUAUAGAAAAAGAAUAUUAAAGACUUAGUCCUCGAAGGUGAAAUGUGUGUCCAAGGUAUUAAUUCAAAUAAUAAAGUUAUGUAGUGUUUAAAACAGAUGUGUAAUAUUGAAUGCAACUGCCAAAAAUAAUGAGAGAAACAACAAUUUUAUUGUAGGUUUAAUUAAGGUCGUCAUUCAAGUUCAUUCAAAUUGGAACAGCAAUUCUCACACGGAAAAAUAAUUUGUGAGAUCCACAAAUUGUUGUUCAGGGUUCAGGUGUGAUGAUGUGCAUGUGAAAAUUGUUUUUAAACACUCGCAACACACAAGAAACAAGAAGGGCAACUUUUUAAAAGGAAAAAGUAACAGCUUCACUAUAUAAUAAAAAACUGUUAAGAUAUUGUGCGAAAGGCAAAAGAACAAAAGCUUAGUCCAGUAUAUUUUAUACUUUAUUAACUUUGUCAAGCUUGUAAGUAAUGUACAAUAUUCUUUUGAAAAAAAUAAGAGAGUGGCGACCGAGAGUAAUAGAUAUUGAUGUAAUCAUUUAUUUAAGAAAAAUAUUUAUUAUACCUUUAAUUUAAUGGUUAAGUGAAUAUUUCCGGAGUCGUGUGUGCUGGUUGAUAUAAUGUUAGUAAGAAAAGAAUCAGAUUGUCAAGCGAGCAAUAGACAUUCCAUGGUGUUUUUAUAUCAAAAUGAAAUUUAUUAUGAAAGUGAACACAAUCAACUAACAAUUUGCAUAUUCAUAAGUAUUAUUAUACAGUUGUUACAAUGUUUGCCGUACUUAGCGCUUUUUACAAGUAAUUAAGUAGCGUAAUUAGGAAUCGACUGAAAGGCGACAAUAUUAUUCUGGUCUCUUUUCCACUUCCUGGAAAUACUUUUUCAUAUUGUUAUAAGAGAUUAUAUACCAGUUUAUAAUAUAUUUACUUCUAUAGAAUUGGGACGGCUUCAAUAGUUGUUUCUGAAAUACUUCUUGUUUAUUUAAGAAAUGUAUUAUAAGUAAUUAUAUAGAUGUCUUUAUAAGCAUUACCCUGAUUAAACAUCCUGAUAGUCUGUUACAAGUAUAUUAUAGCGUUUAUUUGAUAUGUUCAAUGUAUGUGAAGCAAACAUUCAGUUAUAUUUAUAUUUCUGUCGCACAAUGUUAUGAAGUUUGCUAUGUUAAAACAUUUACAAAUGAUUUGAGUUAUAGUAUAGUCCACGAUCCUGUUCCUAACACGUUGUGCCAAAUGUUAUACAUGUUGUAAGCCCUUUACGAUAGACCCUCGUCUUCCAUAGGCUUUAUAAAUAAAAGUUAAAAAAACUAGCGAGUGAAUAAUUUCACUAAUGUAUAUCAUUAAAACAACAAAGUCUUUGUACAAUUACGUAUUAAAACAUUUUUACAAUAUCUUAAAAAUAUAAAAUAAAGAAUUUUAAAAGUUUAAUAAAUACUGAAU